UGGAAAAAAAAAGGCGAACUUGCUUUCAAUUGUCCAAGCCUAACGUCAUGGAAAUAGUUACUUUGUUGAAGCGCGCACGGGAAUAAACCCAAAGAAACAAUACUGAGCCGUGAUGUGUGUUGAUGCUCUGUAGAAGGAGAUUGUUUGGUUGCCGAUUUCGUUGUUUUUUUUGUUGGUUGAAUUCAAGAAGGAUCGACUGAAGAUGCGCAGGAACCUGUUUACAAGGAAAACGCAGCGAGUUUCAGUCUGAGGGAAUGCGGAGCAGGCUCACAAUGCACGGCGAUACCAUUACUCAUCCCUCUGUGUUUCCUCACGCCAGGACACUUUGUCUUAAAGAUAUUUUCCCGAAGGAUCAUUUCUGAGAUCUCCGUAAUGAGAAACAAGUGUCCGAAAAGUGAACACAACGCGGGUCCAGUUUCUGAGGAUUAAAACCAGCGUCGGGGUUUGUGGAGGAGCUCUUUGGUGAAACCAGUUUUGUUUUUUGAACCUGUUGUGUUUGUGAUGAGAAAGAAACAAGAUAGUCAAUCUGUUAUGCGGAAGUUAAUGUGUUCUAGAGCAUUUGCAGCCUAAAGGUAUUGGUAGACGUUUAAAGCAGAAUACAUAGUAAGACAAUGAGGCGGUAGCCUCAAUGGGCUGAGGAUGCUAGUGGUCACAGAAGGUAUAUUUUAGACUUUGUUUUGGCGCAGAACUGGCCUAAUAGUUUGACGUAACUGCUGACUUCUCCUGUGUUUACUAGCCUAAGUGUCAGAUAGCCUAAUUACAUUAACGUGAAGUCCUACUGUGCUGUUGCACACCUGAUCCAAAAGCUGCCAUGUAAUUUGAGAGGAGUUUAAAUAUUACAGUGAGCUAUUGUCAGAUGUUUCCAACACGGCAUGCAUCAACGCAGCAGCAUCACUAUAAUCUAGGCACUAUGUGCAUGUAGAUUGUUCUUGCUUUGGGGACCCACUGGAGUGUCAAGAUGUCCGUGAAAGCCAAAGCAAUCUACACUUUUCAAAGUGAAAACAAAGAGGAGAUCAGCAUCCAGGAGAAUGAGGAACUGGUUAUCUUUGAUAAGAACUCCGUGGACGGCUGGUUUCAGGGGGAGAACAGCCGAGGGGAGAAAGGUCUCUUCCCUGCGUCCUAUGUGGAAAUUAUUCGCAGUCGUUCAAACUCGAACGUGACCGACUGCUCCAUAAGCCCGGCAGGAUCUUUAGGAAACGACUCCUCCUAUUUCCCCUCGACCCCAAACACCUCUCUGCAUUUGCAGCAGAGUUACUAUGACGAUGACGACGAUGACUGGGACGACUGGGACGACAGGUCGACAGUGGUGGACGACGCUGACCCCAGUAGGAGCCCCGGGGCCAAUGGACAUGCCCAUCAGAGCCCGCUGUCAUACAACCCCAAUGUGCACUACCGGCCCAAACCACACAUGGAGAGACAGGACAGCAUCUCCAGCUCGAGGAAAGGCAGCAUGGUGGGCAGGAACUUGAACAGAUUUUCCAGCUUUGUCCGCUCAGGGGUGGAAGCGUUUGUGUUGGGUGAUGUGCCCAUGAUGGCAAAGAUAGCGGAGUCGUACACCAUCGACAUGGGUCCCACGGGGCCCCUGUGGAAGGAGAGCCCACAGCCUUUCUCCUGCUCCAUUGAAGACCCCACAAAGCAGACAAAGUUCAAAGGCAUCAAGACGUACAUUUCAUACAGGGUCACACCAAGCCACACGGGGCGUCCCGUCUACAGGCGCUACAAACACUUUGACUGGCUGUACAACCGCUUGCUGCACAAGUUCACUGUGAUCUCCGUGCCUCACCUGCCUGAGAAGCAGGCCACGGGGCGAUUUGAGGAAGACUUCAUCGAGAAGCGCAAGAGACGACUGAUACUGUGGAUGAACCACAUGACCAGUCACCCAGUCCUCUCCCAGUAUGAAGGCUUUGAGCACUUUCUGAUGUGUGCUGACGACAAGCAGUGGAAACUGGGCAAGAGACGGGCGGAGAAGGACGAGAUGGUGGGUGCCCAUUUCAUGCUGACCCUCCAGAUCCCUAAUGAGCACCAGGACCUGCAGGAUGUAGAGGAGCGGAUCGACACCUUCAAGGCCUUCGCUAAGAAAAUGGAUGACAGCGUGAUGCAGCUCACACAUGUUGCCUCGGAGCUGGUGCGCAAGCACCUGGGUGGGUUCAGGAAGGAGUUCCAGCGGCUAGGAAAUUCUUUCCAGUCUAUCAGCCAGGCUUUCACGCUGGACCCUCCCCACAGCUCAGAGGCCCUCAACAAAGCAAUCUCCCAUACAGGCCGCACCUAUGAGAACAUUGGAGAGAUGUUUGCAGAGCAACCUAAGUAUGACCUCUUCCUUAUGCUGGACAAGCUGUCGCUCUAUCAAGGCCUGCUCGCCAACUUCCCCGACAUUAUUCAUCUACAGAAAGGUGCCUUUGCCAAGGUGAAGGAGAGCCAGCGGAUGAGUGACGAGGGAAAGAUGGACCAGGACGAGGCAGACGGCAUUAGGAAACGCUGCCGGACGGUUGGGUUUGCCCUCCAGGCGGAGAUGAGCCAUUUCCAUCACCAGCGAGAGGUGGACUUCAAAGACAUGAUGCAGGCCUACCUCACGGAGCAGAUAGCCUUUUACCAACGUGUUGUCCAGCAACUGGAGCGCACCCUGCGCAUGUAUGACUGUCUGUAAAGACACCAAAUUGCUGCCCUGUUCAAGAUGCCAAAAAACACACACAAGUCUUGACUCUUUUAUCAAGGUGUUUGUGUUGGUGUUUGGUUCAGUUUGAAAAGACUUGCAGAUGAAUUAAGCAAAGAUGUGCAAAGCCAGUCAGUCUUUCACUUUGAUGGAUUCAAAGACACAUUUUUUUUAAAACCUACUGUACCUUUUUAUUUCUGAAAUACGCAUCACAUAGGCAACGCCACAGACAUAAUUUAAGGUAUUUGUAACAUUAAAAUAAGAAGAUAGGUUUAAGAAUCAUAGCAAACCUGUAGUUUAUUGUUCUAUAGUAUGAAACGGGUUCUGUUUUGAAAUUGUCCCCUUCUCUCCAAUACAUCAUGCACUUUGGCUUCUCCUGGGACAGAUUCAAGUUGCUUCCAAUAUGAACUUUUCUAGAAUAAACCCACAAUAUUAUGGUUUAUCUACCAAAAUCUGAUAAACAUUACAAAUGUUCUUUAAUACAGCAUUUUAGGAUUUUAUUGAAGUCACUGAUUUUUCUCAUCAGACCAUGAAAAUAUAGUAUUUCUGGCCAAACAAGUGCACUUAAUACUAAAGUGGAAUUUCACCAUCUUCUUGUUAAGUGUAAAUCUUGCUCAGGUGUUUACUGCUUUGAAAUUCAUAUCAGUUUCUCUGUUAUCUCUUAGUACAAGUCGCAAAUGUCUUUCUUAACUAAUAAUGUGGAAUUAAUGUGGAAGACUUACUUAUACCAUGUAAUUCAGCUUCAUAAUGUCAUUUUCUUAUGUUUUUCAUGCAGUUAGUGCCUUUUAAGGAAGGCAUGGAAUAUUCUUAAAUUGGCCAUUUGUCUGUAGCAUGGCUUGUGUCUUAAGGGGAAAUUCUCGAAUGACAUGCAUUUAGGAACAAGUUUGCACAUGUUUUUAUACACUACGGGGUCAUAGUGUGGAGGGUGUGUUUAUGUGUGGGUGUGAGUCAACUACUGUGCAGAUCAAUUCCCUUUUUCCACAGUGGAAAACAAAAAAACGAUAUCUACGUAGCAGCCGGUUUAUCUAGCCAACUAGUAAAUGUAGUGAGAUAGUUGAAGUGGAUUAACUGGUUGUGUGAGGCGGUACAUCAUCUGGGCAUUUCAAUAUUUGUAUUAAAUCAUUUAGUUGACACAAGACCAAAUUCUUCCUGUUAGUAGAGUUUUGUGUUUAAUGUAGUCGGAGUCAGAAAACAGUAUGAUUUAUUGUUCAUAUCAAGUAUUUUAAAACGACAUCUAAUGCACAAACAGAACCAUAUUAUUUCAUUUAGAUUAUUUCUACACUGUAUCCAUAAUAACUUAAAGAAAUUGUUCUGACAUUUUUGUAAAAGUGUGUAUUCACUUUCUUCUUGAGAUUGAUUACACUCUUGUGUUUGUCCGUUAAAUAUGAUGCUACAGCCAGCAGAUGGUUAGCUUCGCUUAGCAUUAAGACUGGACAGAGGGCAAAACUGUUAGUCUUGCUCUGUCCAAAGUUUAUCUAAUACUCACUACUUUAAAAUGUUAGAUUUCUUUUAUUUAAAAAAAAACCAAAACUGUAAAAACUUCAAUUUGUGUUUUUUGUCAGGGGGUUAUGACUCAUGCCAAUAUUUUAACACAUAACCCCCUGUAAAACCACAACGUGCCAUUCUUACAGUUGGGUAUUUGUAUGGAUUAAACAAAUAUGACGUGUUAAUUGGUGAGCUUUAGGGUGCUGGUAAGCAGAUUUAGUUACCUGUGGACAGAGCCAGGCUAGCUGUUUCCUCGUUUCCAAGCUAAGCUAAGCUAAGCUAACAUGCUGCUGGCUAGAGCCUUAAACUUAUCCUGCAGACAUUAAAGUGGCAUCAAUCUUCUCAUAACUAUCAGCGAGAAAGCGGAUAGGCAGAUUUUCUAAAAUGUGAAACUCUUCCUUUAAUAAUAUUACAUAUAUCUUAUUGCUCUUCUUCCAGCUGUGAUCACAGUGACGUGUCACUUUUUUUUUUACAUUUUGUUUAUCACAUUUAGUGUACUAAUUUUUCCACACUGAAUGAGAUUUGAGUGACUUAGGAUUGAAGUCCCUCUUCACUGCUUGAAUUAGUGUUCAUUACUAAAGAAGAGUUGUUCCAGUAACAUUACUCAUCAUGUUUAACUAGAAAAAAACCGUUCAGCGUCCGUAACCUAAGAGGUAGUCUAGGGAAUGUUUUUGUGAGCUUGACACGCUUCUCCUGAAGCAAUUUCCAGUGUUUAUUCAUCAGUUGUGAGGCACUGAUUCUUUAUUUUGAUGGAAGAGGGUUUGAUUUCUCAGUGGUAUGUUUGGGUGUGGAUAAAAAGUGAAAGAAAAAGUUAUUUUGUGACAUCCCUGCCUGGUCAAGUUUCAGAAUUUGAGGUUUGAGCCUUAUUAUGGUUCUCCCAUAACAAAGAAGUGCUGAUUCAUUGCAGGUUUCUCAGUAAACAAAUGGUCCCUGUGUUUGUGCGUGACUCAGAUAUGAGUGUCUCAGUUACUGGUACUGUUCAGUCCACAUCUGCAGUCUUUAACUAUUUGCUGUCUAAAUGUGGUGUUGUUUAUGUGUAUUUUUGAACAAACCUGUGCUGUUCAUACUUUGCUCAUUGAAUUUGCACUCAUCGCAGUUUCUCCAAGACCAAAGAAGUCAGACAUUUUCUUUUUUACUCUGUUUGGUCGAAGUGAAAUCGAAUGUGCUCUCUGGUUCUGUAAUUGUUCUACGCUGAGGAAAAUGUGAAGAAAGCACUUGGAAGAAGUAAAAAGAAAAAAGAAACAUUCCAGAAACUACAUAGGACACCAAAGGCAAAGACAGAUUUUGGGCAAAAGAUAGAAAUGCAAGGUGCAAAAGAAACCGUGAAAAAAGAAAAGAAAAAAACAUUUAAAGAAGUGCCUGCAGACCCAAUCAGGUUUCAUAAUGACACUUUCCUCUAAUGUUCCAAAGCAGCAUAAGUUAAAUGCCAGGCAUUUCACACAGUUAACUGUUUCUUAACAUGGAUGUGUGACCGGGUGAGUUGCAGGAACUCUAUGCUUUAGGUUCAGUCUCAGAAAUAACAGACGGUGAUUUUCAGUAAGUAAUUUGUCAACUGAUUUAAGGGAAGGGGACCUAAAAAUGUUAAUAAAAUGUUAUGAUGGUUAUCGCC
Perca flavescens (yellow perch) is the source of this 5744-nucleotide messenger RNA. It is a transcript of the gene snx33, whose product is annotated as sorting nexin 33. Bases 959 to 2644 code for a protein of 561 amino acids. The transcript is spliced from 2 exons. Gene Ontology annotation, cellular component: plasma membrane; cytoplasmic vesicle. Gene Ontology annotation, molecular function: phosphatidylinositol binding; protein binding. NCBI's taxonomy places the organism in Eukaryota, Metazoa, Chordata, Actinopteri, Perciformes, Percidae. Gene Ontology annotation, biological process: protein transport; plasma membrane tubulation; cleavage furrow formation. The record is from RefSeq and is a predicted model, not a curated record.